Drosophila ananassae is the source of this 892-nucleotide messenger RNA. RefSeq lists its product as uncharacterized. The record is from RefSeq and is a predicted model, not a curated record. The transcript is spliced from 2 exons. The coding region runs from base 67 to 813 and encodes 248 amino acids. Lineage: Eukaryota; Metazoa; Arthropoda; Insecta; Diptera; Drosophilidae.
CCCAUAAAUAGCCCAGUCGCGAGGCAACCCAGUUCAGUUUCAAUUCGAGUUCCAGUUCGAGCAGAGAUGAAAGACAAUAUUUUAAAAGUUUUGGGUGUGAUCUUUGUAUUUUCCUCCUUGGAAAAUGUAACAUAUGCGCGGGACUUUACGAUGAACAUCGACUUAGGGUCUAUAGCUAAAAUGGAGUGUAGACCAAACUUCCAUAUCGUAAUUAGCGAGGGUAAUCUCUACCAUAAUGGUAAUAAGCUUAGGGAAAGUGCCCGAUACCUGCUGAAGAUGUACUGUGACUUGGAACAGACUUGCGACUUUCAGUUUAAACAAGAAUUAUUCGAUUGGCAGUUGCAAAGUGGCACCGAACUUUUCAUAAAAUACGCCUGUAAAAACGAUGUGAUUGAGGGAAAUCAUAAAAGGAUAGUGGUAACAAAAGACAGGGGUUGUCCGCAAGACUCUUUUGUCCAGAAGCACAUUGGUUAUAUUAAAGAAAGUAGAUUACAUCCUAGGAAUGACUCCCCAGCAGUACGAAGGGAUUGGGAAUUAUUUGCGAUGGCCAUCGCUGGUCAAGCCCGGCGUUUUAGGCAACACAUGGACAAUCACAGCGAUUCAAUGACUUACACAGUCUUUUUGAUAUACGAAACGAACAAGAACGAUUUUGAGCCGACUGCUGAUGGCAAAAGUUGUCAGUUAAAGUCGCAGUCCUUUGGCCGAUCCAUCAAGUACCAGUGCCGCAGGAACAACUCUAGGUGGACGUGCACUUUCCAGGGAAUAAGAGCUGACAUCGCCAAACAUGACAAAACUACUGGCCAUUUAUUAUAAUAGGGGAAUCUAAAAACCCCCAAUACUGUACAACUGGAAUUUGUAUUUUUUUAAUAAAAUAUGUCAGUUUAUUCUCUCA